CACUCUAACUUACCAAUGUCAAAUUCCAAAACUACCCCUGUUACCAUCAUCCCCUUUUCUCUCUCACUCACCCUAACCUAAAAUCCAAAUCACAAUAUUCCGCCAUGGAUAACCACCAUUCCCCUCACUCCACCACCAAUGCCACUAUCUCCGACCACCGCAAUCCUCCCGCCGCCCUCAGAUCCACCACCGGCGCUAAAUACAAGCUCAUGUCACCAGCUGAACUCCCUAUCUCACGCUCCACCACCAUCACCAUUCCCCCCGGCCUCAGUCCUUCCUCCUUCCUCGAUUCUCCUGUUCUAUUGACCAACAUUAAGCCUGAGCCGUCUCCAACCACGGGUUCUUUCUUUAAGUCUUCAAUGAUGCAAGGGUCAAGUGUCACUCCUGCUUUCUCUUUAGAGGCAAAUUGUUCUUCCGGAAAGAACUUGGAUGAUAGUAACUCUGGUUUGUUCGAGUUUAGACCCCACACCCAGACUACAACAGGUCAACAAUUUUCGUCUGCAGGAUUUCAGAUUUCUGCAGGUUCCAGCUUUCAACUAGGUGAACCGAGCGGGCAAUAUCAUAUUCAAAAUCAAAACAAAAAUCAAAGCGAGCCACGAUCAUACGCGUCUCCAUCUACAACCAACUGGGAAAUGGAAAUGACGUCACCAAAAGAAAAAAGUACAACUUACAAGCCUCACGAGGAAACAAAUGGAUUGGGGAAGCCGAAAGAUCCGGGGACCGCUAUCCAAGUUGACCGGUCAUCAGAUGAUGGAUAUAACUGGCGAAAAUAUGGGCAGAAAGUUGUGAAAGGAAGUGAACAUCCAAGAAGCUAUUACAAGUGUACACAUCCCAAUUGUGAAGUGAAGAAGAUUUUCGAACGUUCUUAUACUACUGGUCAAAUAAUGGAAAUUGUGUAUAAAGGGACUCAUGAUCAUCCGAAGCCUCAACCUAGCCGUCGAUUUAGUGCUGGUGCUCUUAUGUCUAUACAGGAGGAAAAUUCUGAUAAACUUCAAUAUGCAGGCCACUCUGCAAAAAAUGGCCAGAAUCCUAACCCCGAGGGGAGUGGAACCCCUCUGCAAUCUCCAAGACAAGCGAGUCACGACAGUAUAGACGAGGCUGACGAUGACGACGACCAAUAUUCGAAAAAGAGGCGAACAGAUUUCGGUACCCUUGAUAUAACUCCAGUGGUUAAGCCUAUUCGUGAGCCACGUGUAGUGGUCCAAACUACCAGUGAGGUUGAUAUACUGGAUGAUGGAUAUCGUUGGCGUAAGUAUGGCCAGAAAGUUGUGCGGGGCAAUCCUAAUCCUAGGAGUUAUUACAAAUGCACAAGUGUUGGAUGCACCGUAAGAAAACACGUAGAGAGGGCAUCCCAUGAUCCUAAAGCAGUCAUAACCGCGUACGAAGGAAAGCACAAUCACGACGUACCCGUUUUGAAAAACAAUAACCAUGAUCUUACAGGGUCCGGGAAUCAACGGCCUAGAUCAGAGGAAAACAAUGCUAUCUGUCUUGAUCUUGUAGUUGGUAGUAGACUCAUGGAACAACCACAAGUACAUGUUUCAAAUUCAAAUUUCAGAAAAGUUGUUCACUGGAAUGUUGUAUACGGGCCGGGAGAGAACAAUGCUGAAGGAUGUAACAAUGACGUUAUUACCCUUAACCGUUCUAAUCCGUACCCGCAAUAUCUUGGAAGAAUAGUCUCGGGGCCGUAGAAUAUUAACGAAGAAACGGGUCAGAAUCGGGGUAUAAGUAUAGAAUGUAAGUAUUUGGAAAACAAGUUGUGAUGAAAGAAGUGAGAUGUUUUAACUUAGAAUGUAACAGGGUAUACUUGUUUGAAUGUGGGUGUUUUAGGGUUUGUAGGCCAGGGACUAUAACAAAGGGGAGUGAUUGAAUUGAAUAAGGUGUGUAUGGGUGUAUAUGAAUGUCGGGAGUGUUGCGCUUGUUUCGAAAAAUGUAACUGAUUUUCUAUAUUGUAUGAACAGAAUGAUACAUUUUGCGGUUUUAUUA
This is a messenger RNA of Helianthus annuus (common sunflower), 1983 nucleotides long. RefSeq names its product probable WRKY transcription factor 20. NCBI's taxonomy places the organism in Eukaryota, Viridiplantae, Streptophyta, Magnoliopsida, Asterales, Asteraceae. Bases 105 to 1688 code for a protein of 527 amino acids. Gene Ontology annotation, biological process: regulation of DNA-templated transcription. Gene Ontology annotation, molecular function: DNA-binding transcription factor activity; sequence-specific DNA binding. The record is from RefSeq and is a predicted model, not a curated record. The transcript has 6 exons.